Psilocybe cubensis is the source of this 672-nucleotide messenger RNA. RefSeq lists its product as uncharacterized. Gene Ontology annotation, molecular function: metalloendopeptidase activity. Gene Ontology annotation, biological process: mitochondrial proton-transporting ATP synthase complex assembly; mitochondrial protein processing. Bases 1 to 672 code for a protein of 223 amino acids. Gene Ontology annotation, cellular component: extrinsic component of mitochondrial inner membrane. Lineage: Eukaryota; Fungi; Basidiomycota; Agaricomycetes; Agaricales; Agrocybaceae. The record is from RefSeq and is a predicted model, not a curated record. The transcript has 5 exons.
AUGGACGACUCUCGAAAAGACCAAGAUUCUUCUGCUUCCACACCCCAACCCACCAGCGCUUUUGAGAGAUGGCGCAGAAAAGCUAUGCUUGUCACCGGUCUCGGGGUGACUGAGGAAGAACGACUUGAGGAUAUUCGCAUGCAUCAUGUCAGGCAAUGUGAGAGCAAGAAGGAGUACCUCAUAAAUUACAGCCCAAUUGUUGUAUUUAUGCUCAAGCAUCUGAAGCUUUCUGGCUGUGAAGUACCUCCAUCUAAUAUCCUAUGUGCACCUUGUGAUCAGACGCGGUCGGGAGGCUUCACGCCCGAUCCUGGUGCUGUGGUACUCUGCGCUGGCAACUUCUACAGCGAACAGCAUAUGGAAAGCACCAUUGCCCAUGAGUUGAUGCACAUGUACGACCAUUGCCGUUUCAAAGUAGACUGGGCGAACUUGCGCCAUCACGCCUGUAGCGAGAUUCGGGCGAACAAUCUCAGCGGUGACUGUCGCUUUACGCGCGAGUUACGUCGCGGCGUCGUGUCGUUCUCAAAACAGCACCAGGCUUGCGUACGGCGGCGAGCCAUUGAAUCUGUGACAGCGAACCCAGCAUGCCCUAAUGAAGCGGCAGCAGAGCGUGCAGUCAACGAGGUUUGGGAAAGCUGUUUCAACGAUACCCGGCCGUUUGACGAGAUCUACUGA